Messenger RNA from Amblyraja radiata (thorny skate), 2220 nucleotides. It is a transcript of the gene lgsn, whose product is annotated as lengsin, lens protein with glutamine synthetase domain. Gene Ontology annotation, cellular component: membrane; cytoplasm. The record is from RefSeq and is a predicted model, not a curated record. Bases 71 to 2053 code for a protein of 660 amino acids. Gene Ontology annotation, molecular function: glutamine synthetase activity. NCBI's taxonomy places the organism in Eukaryota, Metazoa, Chordata, Chondrichthyes, Rajiformes, Rajidae. The transcript is spliced from 3 exons.
AGAUGAAGUUGAUGGCAGUGGGAUAUCCUACACUGGGCGGAGGAGGGGCGUUAGGGUCAGUGGGAAAUAUAUGCCGCCACUUGACUGGGAGAGAGUAGUAACAAAACAUACCGCAAGCUCGUCAGGACAUUCCUACCUUCACAGACCAGGCCUCUCAAUUGUCACAGCGGCGCCCCCUGCCACACCAGCCCAGCCCAUGCUGGCUCAGGAGCAAGUGGGAGAUAGAAAGCAGGAAGGAAGCUGUCAAAAGGAAGAAGAAAAGUCCGAAGAAGAAUGGGAAACAGGCAGUGCAAACGAGGAGGCAACGGGUCACCGCAUUAUUGUUUCAAAGACAGGAAUUUCAAAAGACACAAUAGAAGAACUGAAAGCCCUUCUGAAGGAGAGUCCUUUAGUUACCAGUCGGCAGAAAGCAAACGAUAAAUUGAAUUCGCCCCAGAGGUUAGCAACGAAGGACUGGGAUGGGAAAUCCAGAGAGGCAGCUGGUAAACUACCCACUAACUCAAAAGCAUAUCCUGGCAUCCCUGAAGCGCCGAGUGCACCGAGAACAAGUGAGCUGUCCAUCAAAGACAAGCCAUCAAAUCAUGCUGUGGAAACUCCACAGAUCCAGACACAAGAGAAAGCCAACAUCAAACCCUCAGCCUUGAUAUCAUCAGCUUUACAUGGUCGCACUGAUAGCGGACCGGCAUCAAGACAUGACCCAGCCUCGAGUUCAAAUGUUUUUGGAAGCAUCGAAGAAAGUGUUCUGACCACCAGUUCAACUCCUUCACAGAUAGGCUUUACGAUUGAGCAAGUGAAACAGCAGAUCACAAGAGAAGAUAUACGGUUCAUUCGCUUUGAAGCAAGUGAUCUUAAUGGAAUUUCAAGAUCAAAGACAAUACCAGCUCGAUUUUUUCAGGAGAAAGUGCUCCAUGGGGUACCCAUGCCCAGAAGUUACCUGGAGCUGAUUUUGAGCCCAAAGGAAAAUGCAGCAGGUCAUCCCGGUUGCAAUGGUGAAGACAUCCUCUUGAUGCCCGACAUUUCGACCUUCAGGGUGCUCCCGUGGGUGGAGAAGACGGCGAGUGUGAUUUGCGAUUGGUGCUCGGCCACAGGUUGUCCCCUGCCCACUUCCCCCAGGCAGGUGGCCAAGGUGCAGCUGCGCCAUCUUAGCGCCCUUGGCCUCGCCUUGCGUUCCUCCUUCACCUACCAGUUCUGCCUCGACACCUUCGCCCAGGCGUUGAAUACUCCGGCAGCUCUCCCGGCCGCCACCCUCCUCAACAACCACCACCAGAGUUUCGCGCAGGAGUUGAUGGAGGGGAUGUACGGCGCUGGGGUGGACGUGGAGAGCUUCUCCUCAUCGCGGCGGCCUGGGCAAAUGGAGGUGGCGCUGCGAGCCGAGUCGGGGCUGGGCGCGGCGGACAACGCCUUCGCCUUCAGGACGGGGCUGAAGGAGCUGGCAAGGAAACACCAGCACAACGCCAGCUUCUUCUCACCCCUGAGCUACGGCAACCUGGGCACUCUCUCCCACAGCCUGUGGGAGGCGGGCGGCAGGUGUAACCUCUUCGGCCGGGCCGGGGAAGAUGGCGAUGGCGAGGGGCUGUCGGGCGAGGCCAGGGCAUGGCGGGCCGGCCUGCUGCUCCACGCCGCCGCCCUCAGCUGCCUGGCGGCGCCGGGCGACGCCUGCCGCCGGCGGUACAGCACGGGGAAAGGCCAAGGGACCACCCGCGGCUCCGACCACACCAGCUGGGCCUUCAACGGAGAUGGAAGAAGAGGAGCCUGCCUGGAGAACCGGCUGGGCUCGGCGGCCGCCAACCCCUACCUUGUGCUCGCCGCCACCGUGGCGGCCGGGUUGGGCGGGCUGAGGGGCGGGUUGACCGAGGACGGAGCACAGGCGGCGAAGGUCUGCACCAUCCCAGAGCGGCUGGAGGAUGCCCUCGAUGCACUGGAGAGCGACAGCUGCAUCCAGAGGGCACUGGGGGAAGCCUUCACCCAACACUUCAUAGCUGUCAAACGCUACGAACUGGCGACACAGGCACCAGAUGGUGAGGCCGACAAGUACUUGGAGUAUUUCAUCUAGCAAAACAUUUACAAAUGGCAGAGAUUAUUCAUUCCAUGUGCAACAGACCAUUUACAGGAUGUGUCAUAUAAUGUGAAACACAUUGUAUCACAUCCAGAUUGCAGGCUGCAUAUAAAUAUUUCAAAGGUCAGUAAGCCCUCAUUUUUCACGGAUCUCUAUAGAAACAU